UGCAUGGACGCCUCUGCUCUGCUUUCAUUCACACAUUUUAGAGAACAGAUCUGAAAGUCUGAAUCAUUUGGACGUUUUGAAACAGUUGUCAUGUCAAAGGGGCACGUUCCGCUCACCCAGAACCCUCUGGAGAAAACCUGGGUUCCAUGGAUGAACAGCAGACUGAGCAAACGGAGAGGAUCGUCUGUGCCUCAGUUCACAAACUCUCCGACCAUGAUCGUGAUGGUGGGGCUUCCCGCCAGAGGAAAGACUUACAUCUCCAAGAAGCUCACCAGGUACCUCAACUGGAUCGGGGUCACCACCAAAGUGUUUAACGUGGGUCAGUACAGAAGAGACGCCACGAAAACAUACAACAGCUUUGAGUUCUUCAGACCAGACAACUCUGAGGCCAUGAAGAUACGCAGAGCCUGCGCCAACGCUGCUCUGAAGGACGUGUGUGAUUACUUCAGCAGAGAAAUGGGACAAGUUGCGGUUUUUGACGCCACCAACACGACCCCUGAACGCAGAGACCUCAUUCUGAGCUUCGCCAAAGAAAACGGAUACAAGGUUUUCUUUGUGGAGUCCAUUUGUGACGACCCUGAAAUCAUCGAAGAGAAUAUUAAACAGGUGAAGCUGAGCAGUCCAGACUAUGUGGACUGUGACAAAGACGAGGCUGUGGAGGACUUCCUCAAGAGGAUCGAGUGUUACAAACUGAACUAUGUGCCCCUGGACGACCAGAAGGACAGGAAACUUUCGUACAUAAAGAUCUUCAACGUGGGGAGUCGGUACCUGGUGAACCACGUCCAGGACCACAUCCAGAGCAGAAUCGUGUACUACCUGAUGAACAUCCACGUCACCCCGCGCUCCAUCUACCUGAGCAGGCACGGAGAGAGCGAACUCAACCUGCUCGGGAGGAUCGGAGGAGACUCGGGCCUGUCUACACGAGGGAACAAGUACGCUCAGGCUUUGGGGAAGUACAUGAGCGGUCAGAACAUUAAGGACCUGAAGGUUUGGACCAGUCACAUGAAGAGGACCAUCCAAACGGCCGAGGCUCUGGGAGUGCCCUACGAGCAGUGGAAGGCCCUCAACGAGAUUGACGCCGGAGUGUGUGAGGAGAUGACGUAUGAGGAGAUCCAGGAUCACCACCCAGAGGAGUUUGCUCUGAGGGACCAGGACAAAUAUCGAUACCGCUACCCUAAAGGAGAGUCCUAUGAAGACCUUGUACACCGUCUGGAGCCUGUGAUCAUGGAGCUGGAGCGUCAAGAGAAUGUUCUGGUCAUCUGUCACCAGGCUGUGAUGAGGUGUCUGCUCGCCUACUUCCUGGACAAGAGUGCAGACGAGCUUCCGUACCUGAAGUGUCCUCUCCACACAGUCCUGAAGCUCACCCCAGUGGCCUACGGUUGUAAAGUGGAGUCCAUUUACCUGAACAUAGAAGCAGUCAACACGCACAGAGACAGGCCAGUGAAUGUGGACGUGGACAGAGACCCAGAGGAGGCGCUGGAGACCGUCCCAGAGCACAAUUAAACAGCCCCCUGCCUUAAACCUUUGUAACUGUACAGAACACAGACUGUUUCCUAAACCACACCCGUCUAUGUCACUGUAGUCUCAUCGUGAAUGCACUUUACGAAGCCGGACUCAGGUGCAACGAUGCUUCUCCAAAUGUGAAAUCAACCACAUGAAAACUACUGGAUCAGCUACACCUUAAUGUUGCUUUUUUGUUCACAAACAAUCUGAAAAUCCCAGAGUUUUAAGAUUUGUCAUGAUGCUGUGAAAACUGUUUUGAAUCCUGUGGUGGAGUUUGUCUUGUAACUGUCAGACACAGAUUUGUUAACCUGGUUUAUGGUUCAUCUUUGUAAUUACUGGGCCUAUCCACAUGAAACGAAACCUGGCAGAAAGUUUAAAGUCUUAUCUGUAAGUAUAAAUAAACUAAGGUGUUAGGGACAUUGGAGGAUGGGAGGGCAUCUGACAUAUGGCAACUGUAUGUGCCAAGCCAAAUAUUUAGAUAAUUGGCACUUUAAAACCCCAUAAUGCCAAAUUGUGCCUAAUAUUAAAAGCACAAAUAAAAAAUAAAAAAUAAAAAAUGCAUCUAAAUAAAGGUCAGUUGAGUGGUUGAAGGAAA
This is a messenger RNA of Boleophthalmus pectinirostris (great blue-spotted mudskipper), 2098 nucleotides long. RefSeq names its product 6-phosphofructo-2-kinase/fructose-2,6-bisphosphatase. The transcript is spliced from 14 exons. The record is from RefSeq and is a predicted model, not a curated record. Bases 91 to 1503 code for a protein of 470 amino acids. Gene Ontology annotation, molecular function: fructose-2,6-bisphosphate 2-phosphatase activity; ATP binding; 6-phosphofructo-2-kinase activity. Gene Ontology annotation, cellular component: 6-phosphofructo-2-kinase/fructose-2,6-biphosphatase complex; cytosol. Gene Ontology annotation, biological process: fructose 2,6-bisphosphate metabolic process; fructose metabolic process. NCBI's taxonomy places the organism in Eukaryota, Metazoa, Chordata, Actinopteri, Gobiiformes, Gobiidae.